This is a messenger RNA of Racocetra persica, 266 nucleotides long. Lineage: Eukaryota; Fungi; Glomeromycota; Glomeromycetes; Diversisporales; Gigasporaceae. The record is from the annotation of a GenBank genome assembly.
GCAUUCCACAAUCUUUCAUAAAGGAAUUCGUAAAGAAUUGCACAACAUGUGCAACUCGAAGAAAUUUUCCAAAUCCAGUAGCUGCAAAACCAAUAAUCUCUAAUGCUUUCCUUAAUAGGGUUCAGGUUGAUCUAAUUUCCAUGACUAGUAUUCCCAAUGGUGAUUAUCAUUACAUUUGCCAUAUUCGGGAUCAUUAUACCCGAUACUCUUGGGCUCGUGCAUUGACCAGCAAGCGGCCAAUUGAAGUGGCAAUUUUUCUUUUUGAC